Astyanax mexicanus (Mexican tetra) is the source of this 4480-nucleotide messenger RNA. RefSeq names its product ADP-ribosylation factor GTPase activating protein 1 (gene arfgap1). The transcript is spliced from 13 exons. Gene Ontology annotation, cellular component: Golgi membrane. Gene Ontology annotation, biological process: regulation of endocytosis; regulation of ARF protein signal transduction. Gene Ontology annotation, molecular function: GTPase activator activity. Bases 276 to 1529 code for a protein of 417 amino acids. The record is from RefSeq and is a predicted model, not a curated record. Lineage: Eukaryota; Metazoa; Chordata; Actinopteri; Characiformes; Acestrorhamphidae.
UCCCGAAAUGCCUUGCGCUGCCAACGUAGCAAACCGAGCCCCGCAGUACCGGAGACCCACCAUCCAUUCCGCUGCGGUUCGGUUCUGAGCGGUGCGGUUCUGUAGAGGCCGGGCAGUGCUGACUAGGCUGUAGUGGACGGGUUUUAAUCAGUAACAGCGUUUUAAAUCAUUCGUUAUAUAAAUAAACAGCUGCCCGGUUAGCUUUAGCUGCUACUACUGAAAACCAGCCGGUUUCUCUCUCAGCGUUAGCAUUAGCAUCCUCAGAUACAGACAAGAUGGCGAGUCCCCGGACCAGACGAGUGCUGAAGGAAGUCAGGACUGAUGAUGGGAAUAAUGUGUGUUUUGAGUGCGGGGCGUUUAAUCCGCAGUGGGUCAGCGUGACCUAUGGUAUAUGGAUUUGUCUGGAAUGUUCUGGAAAACAUAGGGGCCUUGGGGUCCAUCUCAGCUUUGUGAGAUCAGUUUCGAUGGAUAAGUGGAAGGAUAUAGAGCUGGAGAAGAUGAAGGCGGGGGGGAAUGAGAAAUUCCGGCUAUUUCUGGAACUCCAGGAUGAUUAUGACCCCAACUGGACUUUACAGGAGAAAUAUAACAGCAAGGCUGCGGCUCUGUUUCGGGACAAGGUGGCUACUCUAGCAGAUGGAAAGGAAUGGUCCAUUGAGAAUUCUUCUGCUAAAAAUUGGACUCCUCCCCAACCCAAAACCGGACUCUCUGCCUCUCACAGGAGCAGUGCUGGUGCAGCGCAGCAUUCAUCACACUCUGAUAAGGCCUUUGAAGACUGGCUGACUGAUGACGUCAACUCCUACCAGAGUGGUGGAAGUGGCCAGGAGAACCGUUAUGUUGGCUUUGGUAACACCCCCAAUCUUCCAAAGAAGGAAGAUGAUUUUAUUAAUAACGCCAUGUCUUCCCUUUACACGGGCUGGAGCAGUUUCACUGUGGGCGCGAGCAAGUUUGCUGCUGUUGCGAAAGAUAAUACGGCAAAACUUGCCAACCAGGCUUCCAUGAAGGCUGCUGAGUUAGGCCAGACUUUAAAUGAGAAUGUAAUCAGACCCACUCAGGAGAAGGUAAAGGAUGGAAAGUUGUUUGAUGAGAUGACAGUCGGCAUCACCGGGCUCGCCGCCAAGGUUCAGGGAGCUGGAGCUAAAGGCUGGAAGGAUAUGAGCUCAUUCUUUGCAGGAAAACCAGAUUCUGCUGAUGGAUCCACAGGUGGGGAGGGCUAUCAGAACAUGGAUCCCUCCAGCGGAUACCAGAACAGUGAGGGGGCGAACCAGGACUUCUGGGAGACCUUCGGCAGCAACUCCAAGCCCAAGAAGUCGCCGAGCAGCGACAGCUGGACCAUCGCCGACCAGUCCGCCGGGGAGAAGAAGAGCUCGGACAGCUGGGACAACUGGGGCUCCGAGGCACCGUCCAACAACAAGCACAGCACUGGGGACAGCUGGGAGGCCUGGGACAACAACUGGGAGAGCGCCGGCGAGAGCAAGGGCAAGAAGAGCGCCGCGAAGGAGGAGGAGUCGUGGGGCGGGGCCGACUGGUAGACCCUCCCUUUGCUCUGGACUGUCGUAACGACCCAUAGUCGAACUGAUUACAGCCGGUUCCCCGCGGUUCUGGAAGCGGGGGCGGUCCGGUUCUAUGUGCUGUUGUCAGGUGUGUUUCUGAGUAACUCUGUUUGGUUUGAAUUCUGUUGCCAAUGUGAACGCUUCCUCCGUACACCUCGUCUGUCCUACGGUGUCCCCGCGGUGUCGCGCUGUGUCCCCACGGUGUCGCGCUGUGUUCCUACUGAGAUCGUGAUUGAUGAUGUUCUUGAUUUCCAAACUUUUUGCACGUUAAACUUUCAGACUGUAGGUGUUCUGCUGAGCGACACUCCUAUCAUAACUGAGAUGAAAACGACGUCACAGCAGCAGGAGCGCCACCCUUCCCCUGAUGAUGGCCUAAAUGUAUUUGUUUUUCAUAUUGAACUCAGUGUUUUUAUCAUUUUGUCAUUAUUUAUCUUUUAGAUCUGCAUUAAAUUGAGAUUUGAGGUGGUGUAAAGUGGGACGAUGGAGUCAGAAGUCUCACUAGCCCCUAAAACCAGGACAUUCAACACUAUAUGAGUUAGUUUAACGGUCCAGCAUGAUGCAAUGAGUAAUCUGAAAGAAAAUCUAAAGCGUGCAUGAGCGUAAAAUGUAUUUUUUUUGCAGUUUUGCCAGACCUGUUUAUAGAUCUGUUAAUAGUUCCCAUCAGUUCUGCAGUAGUAAAGUCACCUCUCAGUAUUUGAUAUUGCCGUGAUAUCAUAAAUAUAGAAAUUGAAAUAAAUUUGAAGUUAUUAUUAUAGUUAAAGACACAUCAUGAAUAUGUGAUUUUUUUUAAAAAUUUAUAAGCACCAGCAGUGCCACUUUUAGAAACAGAAAUCAUGACCGAAUGCAGUUGAACAGGACUAAUUAAACUAAUCACUAUAGAUUUAGGCAAAGGAAUAGUGUGUGUGGUGAUUGUUUGGUCUUGACCGAGAUCACCUCUUUUGGGUCUGGAUCUAUUGAAACAUGGUCCGGUUUGUUUGCAGUGUGAAAACACUUAUUUUAUUAAAUGGGUUUGGAUUUUCAGACCAGCUAACAGGGAGUUAAGGCAAGCUUUUAUCCCCCAUUUAGCAAUAGAAGAAGAAAAAUAAGUGGUGCACAAUAUUUGAAAAAUUUGGUAUUGCAAUGUUUUUUUAUUCGAUGAAUAUAUAUAUAUAUAUAUUGUGAUAUUAAACAAUGCAGGGCCUGUGAUAUCAACAGCCCUGCCCCCACCUGCAUACUUUCUCGCGUCAGAGAUCCGGACCUACCAAGAGCUGAGUCAGCCGAUCACUCAAAACCUGUAGAAAACUGCAAAACGGCUAUUAUUGUCCCAUUUAUCUGGCAUUGAAGUGGUCUUUUAAAAAGCGUUUUUCUGGGAUUAAAAAUGUAAUUUCUGCUGUAACUAGAUACAGGCCGUCAGCCGGUGAAUUUACAAGCACAUGCCCAGCCAUGUGGAGGCCAUGCGGUAACCUUGUGUUUACGCCCACGCCCCUUCCCACUCAUGCUUCUCAGGCAGCAGCAGCCUGUCACUCACACAGAGACAGCGCUGUUCACUCUACUUCUUGUGUCAAGAAUUAAAACAUUGCAACAUGACGUGUUUGAUUUAAUUGCAUUAGAAGACAUUGCACAUGGAGAUGACAAUGCUAAAACGACAUAUCGUGCAGCCCUACGGUGUUGUGCUGAAUCCUGACUUCUCUUGGUGUGCAGACACUUCAUACUGCAGUAUGAGUACAACAGAUUAUGCUAUUAUUCCUGUAUCUACUGUAACUGUAGAUUAACCCUUCUUUAUAAACAGAAUAAAAUAAGUCUAAGGAAAGUCUGUUACGCUCAUUCUGCUGCAGGACAUGCCUGGCACAACACCUGGAAAGCAAAAUGGCAUCCAUUCUUAUGCAGAACAGCCAAUCAGAUCUCUUCAGUUUGCUUUCUAAGAAAAGAGAUGCUUCUUCAAGGGUUUAUUUGGUCAAACCAUUUGACCGACUAAAUGGUUCUAUACCUGCUCACCUGCUUCUUUACACUCAGAGAGAAGAUAAACAGUAAAGCCCGUUUUACUUAUAUAAAGAACCAUUUUUUAAAAAGUUAUUUAGACUGACAUAGAUGUAUGUGAAGAAGCAUUUGAAUGCAUGAAUGUUCCUUUGCCUGUUUAAAGGGUUCUUCAUAUAUACACUGGUUUAAAGGUCAUUGAGUUCAGUGUAUGUAUAUUCAGUAUAUGUAAAGCUGCAGUCUGCCUGCUGUUAAACAUGGGGUUGGAUGUUCUCUCAGUGCCCUCAGUCGUGUUUCAAACCUAUCCUCUUUCAGGCCUUAAAGACACUUUUUAUUUAUAUGUUUUGUUUUGUCUUUUAUCUUGAAUGAACAGUUUAGCAACAUCUAGCCCAGUCACGAUAACUCCUAUUUUAUAUUAUAUUUUUUUUGUUCGGACGAUAUUUUGUCCCAGAAAGUAUUGCGAUAAACAAUACUAUUGUCAUAUUAGAGCCCUUUUAAGCAAAUGAUAGAACGAUAAUAUAGUAGCAUAGUGGUGCAGUGUUACAAUUGUUCAGCUGUUGGAACUGGAAUAUAGAAUUUUUUUUAUAUAUCAUAAAUAAAUAAAGUUGGCGAUAUCAAGGUAAGCAAGAUUAUUGAGAUUAUGUUCAUAUAUUUUACGAUUAUAAAUUGAUAAUUUAAUUAUCAUGACAGGCCUGGCUGCACAAGUUAGUUAGUUUCUUUGUUGAUUAAUCAAGACAGGUUUGGUAUGUUGAAAAGUUCUCACAGAGAUGAGAUUGAUGACAUUGUUAGCAUAGCAUCUACAUUUUUAAACUGAAGAAGCACUCGCCAGACACUGAACAUGAUUUGACUGAUUGACUGAACUUGAGGUCAUGAUACUUGCAUGAUACUGAUACUUGCACCAAACUUCUAAGCUUCCUAUAAGCCUCACUAUAGGGUACUUGGUGAGUUUCGAAUAAAAGUUUUUUUUUUUUUUUUUU